This is a messenger RNA of Coffea eugenioides, 2481 nucleotides long. Its product is annotated as probable pectinesterase/pectinesterase inhibitor 34. The record is from RefSeq and is a predicted model, not a curated record. The transcript has 3 exons. Gene Ontology annotation, molecular function: pectinesterase activity; pectinesterase inhibitor activity. Gene Ontology annotation, biological process: cell wall modification. Bases 266 to 2131 code for a protein of 621 amino acids. NCBI's taxonomy places the organism in Eukaryota, Viridiplantae, Streptophyta, Magnoliopsida, Gentianales, Rubiaceae.
CAAAAUGGGAUGCGGGAAAAUAUAUAAAGCCUGCCACCCUCUUGCUGUCAGUUAUCUCCCCCACGCCUCUCCAAGUCUCGAGUCUUAAUAGCUGCUUUUUUCCUUCCACUUGAAUACAUUCCCAUUCAUUUUCCUCCAAUCCAUCGUAUAAUUUGCAUUUUGCUGUCCACGAGUUCUGCAUCUUUGAGUGAGUGACUUAAUAAUUGUGUUUAUAUAAUCAGCAGCCAAAAUUGUAGCAGUAAUAUAAUACGAGCAAAAAGCAGGCAUGGGCUACGGCAGGCUCGUUUCGGAGCCCGGAGGCUCCUCCAGCCGCCAAAUGCUCCCCGACCCGUCGGACCAACCCACCACUUCCACUCCCCGGAAAAGCAAACUCAAGCCCCUCAUCAUACUGGCCGCCAUUCUCAUCGUGGCCUCAGCCAUUUCGGCUGCGGUGGUUGUCGCCCUCCGAAACAAAGCCUCCAGCCAUGCCGCCCUCCACCGCAAGCCUUCCAGAGCCAUCUCUCGCACCUGCAGCAAAACCCGCUACCCGGCUCUCUGCGUUGACUCCCUCCUCGACUUCCCCGGCGCGCUCACCGCCUCCGACAAGGACCUCGUCCACAUUACCGUCAACAUGACGCUCCAGCGCUUGGGGAAGGCGCUCUACGACGUCUCCGACAUCGGCUACGUGGCCAUGGACGUGGGCUCCCGCUCCGCCUACGAGGACUGCCUGGAGCUCUUGGCGGACUCCGUGGACCUGCUCGCCCGCUCCCUCACCACCAUGUCACCCGCCUCAACCGAAGGAGAAGGUGACGGCUCAGGCUCCUCAUCCUCAUCCUCAUCCUCCUACGUGGGGUCCACACAAGACGUGCUGACGUGGCUGAGCGCAGCUCUGACCAACCAGGACACGUGCACGGAGGGCUUUGGGGAAGUCGGAGGAGGGAGCGUGAAGGAUCAGAUGUCGGAGAAGCUGAAGGACCUGACGGAACUGGUGAGCAACUGCCUGGCGAUAUACUCGGCGGCGGGGGGAGACGGUGAUGAUUUCUCAGGGAUUCCGAUAGGGAACAAGCGUCGGAGGUUGAUGGGCGAUGAUGAGGAAGGUUAUGGUGGUAACUAUAAACAGCAGGAGGAGGAGGAGGAGUUUCCGAAAUGGUUAUCAAGGAAGGACCGAAGGUUGUUGCAGGUGCCGGCGACGUCGAUUCAAGCGGAUAUAAUAGUGUCGAAAGACGGGAACGGAACGGUGAAAACAGUGGGGGAGGCGAUCAAGAAGGCGCCAGAGCACAGCACUCGCCGGAUCAUUAUCUACGUCAAGGCAGGAAAGUACGAGGAGGAUAAUUUGAAAGUUGGAAGGAAGAAGACGAAUUUGAUGUUCAUCGGGGAUGGAAAAGGCAAAACGGUGAUUUCAGGCGGAAAGAGCAUUUUCGAUAAAGUCACCACAUUCCACACCGCGUCUUUCGCGGCUACUGGUGCUGGCUUUAUUGCAAGAGACAUGACCUUUGAGAACUGGGCUGGUCCAAGUAAGCAUCAGGCUGUAGCUCUUCGAGUGGGCGCCGAUCAUGCUGUGGUCUACCGGUGCAGCAUCGUCGGCUACCAAGACACCCUCUACGUCCACUCGCAGCGUCAAUUUUUCCGAGAAUGCGACGUCUAUGGGACAGUGGACUUCAUAUUUGGUAAUGCCGCGGUUGUGUUCCAGAACUGCACUCUAAAUGCUCGCAAGCCGAUGAACCUCCAGAAAAACACCGUCACUGCCCAAAACAGAAAAGACCCUAAUCAAAACACCGGGAUUUCUGUUCAUGCAUGCAGAAUCCUGGCGACGCCUGAUCUUGAGGCAUCAAAAGGCAGCUUCCAGACGUACCUAGGCCGCCCAUGGAAACUCUACUCGCGAACGGUGUUCAUGCUAUCCUACAUGGGCGACCAUAUUCACCCGAGGGGAUUUCUGGAAUGGAACGCAACGUUCGCUCUCGACACUCUGUACUAUGGCGAGUACAUGAACUACGGACCGGGAGCAGCCCUUGGACAGCGAGUAAAGUGGCCGGGCUAUCGAGUGAUCACCACGCCGGCAGAGGCCAGCAAGUUCACAGUUGCACAGUUCAUCUUUGGAUCGUCGUGGCUACCCUCAACCGGUGUUGCUUUUAUGGCCGGCCUAUCAACUUAAAAGAGGAUGCCUGCCAGUUACUGUGCGUUUUUACUCCAAUCAUUGGAAGGAUCGAAGGAUUGUGGCGUCUUCCUAUAUAUUUUAUGUGGUCGGUUCCCUACCCACUCUACUACUAUUUUUUUUUCUUUUCCGUUAUGCAUAUUAUGACUAAUAAAGUAAAUCGAGUUCCGUAUGGCUCAAGAUGGAUAGGUUUUAGGUUAAAUUAAUUAAAAUAACUGUUCAAAAUUUAUUUAUCAUUUGUAUGUUACUUAUUAUUGUAUACUGGUACUGAAUGUAAUUCUCAAAACCCCACUAAGUGUGUGAAAAAAUAAAUGCAAAAAGAUUACAAGAGCAGAAAGGGGAUUCAUUCA